AUGGCUAACUCUCCGCGCCAGCAAUUCCCCAGGCAGGAAGAUUGGCUGCUCCCCCAGGACUGGGGCUGGGGCUGGGAGAGCCCCUCGGACUCCACUUCUCCCACAUCCUCUUCUGAUUCCUAUAGCUCAUCCCCAUCCUAUGGACACCCAAGUACCACAGAAAGCCUUCCUCAAGCUCUAGACUGCCACCCUCCAGAGCCCCCUACUUCUGCCCCUUUCCAAAGGAACAGAAGGGAACGAGGUGGCCCCGCCAGUGGGCAGAGGCAGAGCGCCAGCGAGCGUGAGAAACUGAGGAUGCGCAACCUCUCACGUGCCUUACAUGAACUGCGGCGUUAUCUACCACCCUCAGUGGCACCUGUCGGACAGAGCCUGACUAAGAUUGAGACCUUGAGGCUGGCUAUCCGCUACAUUGGUCACCUGUCGGCCCUUCUGGGACUCAGCGAGGAGAGCCUAAGGCGCCGAAGGAGGGAAGGGACCAUGCAGAGCUGCCCACUCUGUCCUGACAGAUUGGGCUGCUGUCCAGACCAAACCCAGAGCCUCAGCUCACUCUCCCACGCUCCCAGAGCCUACUCUCCCCUGCUCCCUGAAGUCUGGGCAUCCCCACCUUCCUGCCGAUUAGUUCUGCCUCAGCCCAAGCAAUGUGGUGAGCAGAACCUCAAUUCCAGGUCUUGGGGUUCACUUUCUUGCUGCUUGGGAUCACCAACCAGGCCAGACCUGCCUGGAAGAAGACAUCAAGCUGUAGGAUUUGGGAAUCCUCCCCCUGUCUGCCCUGGAACACAGAUCCCACCCAAGUUACACUGGGAAAAAGCCACUGAUCCUGCUUCCUGGGCGAUAGCUCCACAUUCCUCUGAGUUCACUACUCUAUACCAGGUCAUCACCACCUCUCCGGAAUCCAGUUUACCAGCUCUCACAGGACCUUACCAGUCACAGCCCAUACCUCCGAGAUGUCAGCCAGAACUGUCAACACAGUGGGAUUGCUGGGGUUACAAUGGCCUGACUUCUAUACAGGAGUCAAACCCUUUACUCAUGUUCAGAGAGGACAGGUCCCCUGAGUGCUAA
Messenger RNA from Sarcophilus harrisii (Tasmanian devil), 1059 nucleotides. Its product is annotated as mesoderm posterior protein 1. The record is from RefSeq and is a predicted model, not a curated record. Gene Ontology annotation, molecular function: RNA polymerase II cis-regulatory region sequence-specific DNA binding; DNA-binding transcription factor activity, RNA polymerase II-specific; protein dimerization activity. The coding region runs from base 1 to 1059 and encodes 352 amino acids. Gene Ontology annotation, cellular component: nucleus. Gene Ontology annotation, biological process: heart morphogenesis; regulation of transcription by RNA polymerase II; somite rostral/caudal axis specification. NCBI's taxonomy places the organism in Eukaryota, Metazoa, Chordata, Mammalia, Dasyuromorphia, Dasyuridae. The transcript has 2 exons.